UGCUCGGCUGCAAACACUUCCUGAUUGAUAGUCCUACUUCACUGACUGGCUACACAUUCAGCAUCGAACCGUUGCACGGUGUUACAGAGACAUAGGCUAGCACUAGAAACCACUCAACGCACAGUGGAGGUUUCCUGAACAUAAUAUCAUGCUGCCUACACCAACGCAAGACAUGGAUGGAAAUCGACCGUUGACCCAAAUGUCUUACUGCACCGUGGUAGAUAAAAAUGACCAGUGUAAAUUCAUAUGCUACACGCAUAAAUAUUCGGAGAUGUUCAAUGUUGGUUUGACAAAUGCCUCUGAUGUGUGGAGCACAGAUUUCACUGAUGAGACAUUGAACCAGUUUAGACGAAAGUUUGCCUUGAAGUCAACAGAGGAUUAUAUCUUGAAAAUGAGGUCUGCGUGCGGCAGUGGGAGUGUGUCUGUAUCAAUGCAGGACAGCUGUGCAGUGCUCUGUGUAGGCACCAGUCCAGGGGACCUGAGUGUGACUCUGUCCAGACUGAAACAGCCCGAGGCCAAAGAGAAACUGAGAGAGCUGCUGUUUAGAAUGGCAGACAGUCUGACUCGUUUAGACCAUACAAGUGGCCCAGCCCCAUUCAGUCCUGGAAAGAGUCCACACAAACGCAAUACAGAUUUUGAGCCAAGGAGACAGCCACAGAGUGGCCAAACUCUGGCAGUCAAGAAGCGUCUUCCAGGAGAUUCUCUUAUCAACCCAGGAACAAGAAGAAAGCGUCCAGCAACCGGGGUGGCAUUUGAUGAUGAAGAUGAUCAAUGAUGAUUUGCUAAAGAGAAAUGACCACAGUUGCCUUUCAUCAUCACUAUCACAUUUCUGCUGCAUAUAACAAUUUAGUGCAUGAAUGUUAUUUUAUUCCACCGACACUACACCAUUCGGCUGCAACAUCAUUUUAAAAAUCUACCUAUUUAAUUCUGUCUACAUGAUGACAUAAUCUGCUUUUUAAGGACUUUUAAUAUGUGUCCCAAAUGACACUAUUCCCUAUAUAGUGCUCUACUUUUAACCAUAUGGGCUCAGGUCAAAAGUAGUGCACUAAUUAUGGAAUAGGGUGCCAUUUGGAAAACAACCAUGAUGAUCAUUACCUCAAUCACUGUGAAAACUUGAAACAUGGUUUUUAAAUGUAUUUUAAUCUUGAUUUGUGUAAUAAACAUCCAUUUUUAAAAAAGCAUAACGAU
Oncorhynchus tshawytscha (Chinook salmon) is the source of this 1188-nucleotide messenger RNA. Its product is annotated as protein PAXX. Gene Ontology annotation, cellular component: nonhomologous end joining complex; site of double-strand break; nucleus. NCBI's taxonomy places the organism in Eukaryota, Metazoa, Chordata, Actinopteri, Salmoniformes, Salmonidae. The record is from RefSeq and is a predicted model, not a curated record. Gene Ontology annotation, molecular function: molecular adaptor activity. The transcript is spliced from 7 exons. Gene Ontology annotation, biological process: double-strand break repair via nonhomologous end joining. The coding region runs from base 149 to 775 and encodes 208 amino acids.